CAGGAAUUAAGAAGAGUGGAGUAAUCCUCCUGAAGCUAUAGACAGAGAAGAGCUCUAAUGGUUUAGUCCACCUCCACUCCUCCUCCCCCACUGUCUCUUCAGUUGCCCUGUGUGCGCUCCUCCCUCUAACACACCUUAUGCAAAUGGCACCAUUUUCAGUGGGCCCAGCAGGCUUUGUUUACACAGCCAUCCGACCACAGCCAGUUAGCUGCUCUGCUCCUACAUUUGGAGGGAAGGACUCGACUGCUCCUUUACAAGGACCACAAGGGACUGUGACCACAAGUUUUGACUCCAGUUGGAGGCCACAAGUGUGGUGAACUUCUACACAAGAGGAGGUUAAAGGAACAUUUUGUUCUUCACUUUAGUUUGUGAAGAAUUUUUUGAAUUGGAUCUUCCACGCCUGUGCUGGGAGCUGUGUUUUCAUUGGACAAACUGGUGCGUAUAGUUAAGAAAAAGGAGAGGCGGCAACAUUUUCAAGAUUAUACUGUGUCUUAAAGAGGCAUAACAGAAAGAAGGAAAUAAUCUUGGACAUAGUUAUUUUGUCUUCGGGACUGUUUGGUCCGGAAAGGCUGCCUCUGCUGGGCAAUGCUGGAGUUAUCCCCAUUCAUUUGACGUCUGACUGAAAUAUUGCGUAGAGUGAGAUCAACAUGGAGUGGGAGCAGAGGGACAGAGAGCCCUGUCUCUCCCCAGCAGCAUUUGUUAACCAGGUGCAAUACUCCAACAUCCUGGAGGGCCGCUUUAAACAGCUGCAAGAUGAGCGUGAAGCGGUUCAAAAGAAAACCUUCACCAAAUGGGUUAACUCUCACUUGGGCAGAGUCACCUGUCGCAUUGGUGACUUGUACACAGACCUGCGGGACGGCCGCAUGCUAAUCCGUCUGCUGGAAGUGCUGUCAGGAGAGCAACUGCCAAAGCCCACCAAGGGCCGUAUGCGUAUCCACUGCCUGGAAAAUGUUGACAAAGCAUUGCAGUUCCUCAAGGAACAGAAAGUCCAUCUUGAAAACAUGGGGUCACAUGACAUUGUGGAUGGGAACCACCGCCUCACACUGGGUCUCAUCUGGACCAUCAUCCUCCGCUUCCAGAUUCAGGACAUCAGUGUGGAGACGGAGGAUAACAAAGAGAAGAAAUCGGCUAAAGAUGCCCUUCUUCUUUGGUGCCAAAUGAAAACUGCAGGAUAUCCUAAUGUCAACAUCCACAACUUCACCACCAGCUGGAGAGAUGGCAUGGCGUUCAAUGCCAUCGUGCACAAACACAGACCUGAUCUGAUUGAGUUUGACAACUUGAAAAGGUCCAAUGCCCACUACAAUCUUCAAAAUGCAUUUAAUAUUGCUGAAAAGGAUCUUGGAUUAACCAAACUCUUGGAUCCUGAAGAUGUUAAUGUUGAUCAGCCUGAUGAGAAGUCUAUUAUUACAUAUGUGGCUACAUAUUACCACUACUUCUCCAAGAUGAAGGCUUUGGCAGUAGAAGGAAAACGUAUUGGCAAGGUUUUAGACUACGCUAUUGAAGCAGACCAACUGAUUGAUAAAUAUGAGACAUUGGCGUCAGAGCUGCUGCAGUGGAUUGAGCAGACCAUAGUGACUCUGAAUGAUCGACAGCUGGCUAACUCUUUGAGUGCUGUGCAGAAUCAGCUCCAGGCUUUUAACUCCUACAGAACAGUCGAGAAGCCACCCAAAUUCACUGAGAAAGGGAAUUUGGAAGUUCUGCUAUUUACAAUACAGAGUAAAAUGCGAGCUAACAACCAGAAAGUAUACAUGCCAAGAGAAGGAAAGCUCAUAUCUGACAUCAAUAAGGCCUGGGAGAGACUUGAAAAGGCAGAGCAUGAGCGAGAACUGGCACUGAGGAAUGAGCUCAUUCGACAAGAAAAGCUGGAGAUGCUCGCUGCUCGAUUUGAUCGCAAAGCAGCAAUGAGAGAGACCUGGCUCAGUGAGAACCAAAGACUAGUAUCCCAGGACAAUUUUGGGACUGAUCUUGGAGCUGUUGAGGCAGCCACACGUAAACAUGAGGCCAUUGAGACAGACAUUGGAGCAUACUGGGAGCGUGUCGCUGCUGUGGAGGCUGUGGCUAAAGAGUUAGAAGCAGAGAGCUAUCACGACGUGCGCCGUAUACUGGCCAGGAGAGACAAUGUGCUUCGACUGUGGGAGUACCUGAAAGAGCUCCUCGCUGCACGAAGGGAACGCCUCAAUGCUCACCGUGACCUGCAAAGACUGUUUCAGGAGAUGCGUUACAUCAUGGACUGGAUGGCUGACAUGAAGGGUCGCUUACAGUCUCAGGACAGUGGUAAACAUUUACAUGAUGUAUUAGACCUGCUGCAGAAGCACACACUGGUGGAGGCAGACAUCUCGGCUCAGGCAGAGAGGAUCAAGGGAGUUCAGGCAGCAGCCACUCGGUUCACUUCCUAUGAACAGGCCUACAAGCCAUGUGAACCUGCUUUAGUGAGUGAGAAAGUGGACAUGUUGGGCCGAGCCUAUGAGGAGCUUGGUCAGCUUGCUGGAAUGCGAAAAGAGCGUCUCGAAGACUCACGGCGUUUGUGGCAGUUCAUGUGGGAUUUGGGAGAAGAAGCUGCUUGGAUCAGGGAACAGGAGCAGAUUUUGGCCAGUGGAGACUGUGGGCGAGACCUCUCCUCUGCUCUUCACCUGCUCAGCAAACAUGAGGCUUUCAGGGAUGAGAUGGCGGCUCGCUAUGGACCACUCAGUCAUAGUAUUUCUGCUGGAGAGGCAUUAGUGAAUGAGGGUCACUUUGGAGCACCAGAGAUCACAGAGAGAAUCCAGGACAUCCGGGCACAGUGGGCACAUCUGGAGGAGACAACCAAGCUGAGAGAGCAGCGUCUGAAGGAAGCUGUGGCUAUGCACCAGUUCGAAGCCGAUGCUAAUGACAUGGAGGCAUGGCUAAUGGAGACUCUUCGACAGGUGUCCAGUCAGGAAGUCGGCCAUGAUGAGUUUUCUACUCAAUCUUUAGCUCGAAAGCAGAGAGAGGUUGAGGAAGAGAUCCAUAGUCACCGCCCUCUGAUUGACUCCUUGCAUGAGCAGGCCCAGGCCUUACCCCAAACCUACACAAGCUCUCCUGAAGUGGAGGGUCGCUUACCUGCAAUUGAACAGCGCUAUGAGGAGCUGGAGACGCUGUCCGCAGCCCGUCGCCAGGCACUGGAGGGGGCCUUGGCCCUCUAUCGUAUGUUCAGUGAAGCUGAUGCCUGCCAGGUUUGGGUGGAGGAGAAAGAGCAGUGGCUACAUGGCAUGGAGAUCCCUACCAAACUAGAAGACUUGGAAGUAGUGCAGCAGAGAUUUGAAACACUGGAGCCAGAGAUGAACAACCUAAGCAGUCGGGUUAAUGAUGUGAACCAGGUGGCUGAACAACUGCUGAGCUCGGACAGCUGCAACAAGGACCAAAUUCACCAGACCAAAGACCAGCUCAAUAACAGAUGGAAGGACUUUGAACUACUGGCUGGCCAAAAGAAACAAGCCCUGGACUCCGCUCUUAACAUCCAGAACUACCAUCUUGAAUGUAAUGAGAUCCAGACAUGGAUGAAGGAGAAGACCAAAGUGAUCGAGUCCACACAGGGCUUGGGCAAUGACCUGGCUGGAGUCAUGGCUUUGCAGCGCAAGCUCACUGGCAUGGAGAGAGACCUAGAGGCCAUUCAGGGAAAACUGGAUGACCUGGAAAAAGAGGCAGAAAAGUUGGCCUCAGAGCAUCCAGAUCAAGCAGGAGAGACACAGCGAAGACUUGCAGAGAUAAAGGAAGUUUGGGAAGAACUGAACUCAACAAUGAAGCGCCGUGAGGAAUCAUUGGGGGAAGCCAGCAAGCUACAAGGUUUCCUUCGAGAUUUGGACGAUUUUCAAUCAUGGCUUUCACGCACCCAGACUGCUAUAGCAUCAGAGGACAUCCCCACCUCUCUGCCUGAGGCCGAGAGUUUACUAGCACAACACGAGAGUAUCAAGAAUGAGGUGGAUAACUACAAGGACGAUUAUGAGAAGAUGCGUGCGGUUGGUGAAGAGGUGACUCAGGGUCAGACAGAUGCCCAGUACAUGUUCCUGGCCCAGAGGCUCCAGGCUCUGGACACAGGGUGGCAUGAGCUUCGCCGCAUGUGGGAGAACCGCCACAGUCUCCUGGCACAAGCAUUUGAUUUUCAGACUUUCCUCAGAGAUGCAAAACAAGCUGAGGCUUUUCUUAACAGCCAAGAGUAUGUGCUGUCCCACACAGAGAUGCCUACCAGUCUUCAGGGGGCAGAGGAGGCUAUCAAAAAACAUGAAGAUUUCCUCACAACUACAGAGGCCAGUGAGGAGAAGAUAACUGGUGUGGUGGAGGCAGGACGGAGACUCAUUAACGACGGCAAUGCAAACUCUGAUAAGAUCCAGGAGAAAGUGGAUUCCAUCCAGGAAAGGCAUCUCAAGAAUAAACAGGCUGCAAACGAGUUACUAUCCAAGCUCAAAGAUAACCGUGAGCUUCAGCACUUCCUUCAAGAUGGACAAGAAUUGACAUUGUGGAUCAAUGAAAAGAUGCUAACCGCUCAGGAUAUGUCCUAUGAUGAGGCUAGGAAUCUUCACAGCAAAUGGCAGAAACAUCAGGCAUUUAUGGCAGAGCUGGCAUCUAACAAAGACUGGCUGGAUAAAAUUGACAAGGAGGGCCAGGCUCUUGUGGCAGAAAAACCUGAGUUGAAGCCUGUGGUUGAGCAGACUCUGGAGGAUCUGCAGAAACAGUGGGAGGAGCUGGAGAACACCACUCGCACCAAAGCGCAGUGCUUGUUUGAUGCUAACAGGGCAGAACUUUUCACACAGAGCUGCUCGGCCCUCGAUGUCUGGCUUAAAAACCUAGAGGGUCAGCUACAAAGUGACGACUAUGGCAAAGACUUAACCAGUGUUAACAUAUUGCUCAAAAAGCACCAGAUGUUAGAGCAUCAAAUGGAGGUCAGAGAGAAGGAGGUGCAGUCUUUGCAGACCCAGGCCCAGGCACUUUCUCAGGAAGAUGCAGGACUGGUGGAAGUCGAUGGCCAACAGAGAAGAGUAACUGACAGCUUUGCACUGCUCCAGGAACCUCUGAGGCUGCGCAGACAGCAGCUGCUUGCCUCCAAAGAAGCUCACCAGUUCAACAGAGACUUAGAGGAUGAAAUUCUGUGGAUAAAGGAGAGAAUGCCAUUGGCUACUUCUUCAGACAAUGGAAAGGACUUGCCCACAGUACAGCUGUUAAUCAAGAAAAAUCAGACCUUGCAGAAGGAGAUCCAAGGCCAUCAGCCACGUAUUGACGAUAUCCACAAACGAGGCCAGACUCAGAGCCAAGUAGACGGGGAGAGGCAGUCUGUGCUCACGGAGCGUCUCACAGAACUGAAGGAGCUGUGGGAUCAGCUGAUGGCAGAGACUGACAAUCGACAUGCACGUUUACUGGAGGCCCACCGCGCCCAGCAGUUCUAUGCUGAUGCUGCCGAGGCUGAGGCCUGGAUGGGAGAACAGGAGCUGCAUAUGAUGUCUGAGGAAAAAGCUAAGGAUGAACAAAGUGCAUUAGUGAUGGUCAAGAAGCACCAGAUUUUGGAACAGGCUCUUGAGGACUACGCUCAGACUAUUCACCAACUUGCCAACAGUAGUCGCCUCAUGGUCACAAGUGAGCACCCAGAAAGUGAGCGAAUAACUUUACGUCAAGCACAAGUGGACAAGCUGUAUGCGGGGUUGAAGGAUCUGGCCGAGGAGCGGCGUGGUCGGCUACAAGAGAGGUUACGAUUGACACAGCUGAAGCGGGAGGUGGAUGAUCUGGAGCAGUGGAUUGCUGAGAGAGAGGUGGUCGCAGGCUCUCAUGAACUUGGACAAGACUAUGAACAUGUCACUAUGCUAAGAGACAAGUUCCGUGAGUUUGCCCGUGACACCAGCACUAUUGGACAGGAGCGUGUUGAUGGAGUGAAUGCUCUGGCAGAUGAUCUGAUAGAGUCGGGACACCCUGAAAACGCCAGUGUGGCAGAGUGGAAAGACGGUCUGAAUGAGGCCUGGGCCGACCUGCUGGAGCUCAUUGAUACACGGACACAAAUGUUGGCCGCUUCAUAUGAGCUCCACCGCUUCCACCAGGAUGCCAUGGAAGUACUCGGACGAAUUAAAGAGAAGAAGGAGGCUGUCCCCUCAGACCUAGGACGUGAUCUGAACACAGUCCAACACCUACAUCGACAGCACAACACCUUUGAAAAUGACAUCCAAGCUCUAAGUGGACAGGUCAACCAGGUGCAAGAUGAUGCUGCACGGCUGCAGAAAGCCUAUGCUGGGGAAAAAGCAGAGGAUAUUCAAAAGAGUGAACAUGCAGUCACUUCUGCAUGGGAGGGUCUUCUCGAGGCUGGAAAGUCUCGUAGGCUCCUUCUGCUGGACACCAUUGAGAAGUUCCGCUUCUUCAACAUGGUGCGAGAUCUGAUGCUGUGGAUGGAUGGUGUCAACUUGCAGAUAGAUGCUCAUGACAGCCCAAGGGAUGUGUCCUCUGCAGGACUGGUUAUUGCUAAUCAUCAGGACAUCAAAUCAGAAAUAGAGGCCAGAGCAGAUAGUUUCACUGCCUGUACUGAUAUGGGAAAAGCUCUUAUUAAUAAUAAUCACUAUGCAUCAGAUGAGAUUAGGGAAAAACUGAAUCAACUCCAAGAAAAGAGGGACAAGAUAAACAAUAAGUGGCAAGACAAGAUGGACCAUUUACAAAUAGUGCUGGAAGUGUUGCAGUUUGGGCGUGAUGCAUAUGUGGCAGAGUCAUGGCUGGCAGGGCAAGAGCCUCUUGUGCGUGCAGCUGAACUUGGAUCAAAUGUAGAUGAGGUCGAGAGCCUUAUCAAGAGGCAUGAAGAAUUUGAGAAACUAGCAGCAUCAUGGGAAGAACGAUUUGUUUUGUUAGAGAAACUCACCACACUUGAGGAAAAAGAGAUCCAGAGACGGCGAGAGGAAGAAGAGAGAGCAAGACGACCCCCCACACCUCCUCCAGUAGAAGCCCAAUCCGAGGCAGAAAGUCAACCACACGAUUCUGCUGCCAGAACAAGUCUGGACCAAACCACCCUGAACCAGUCUGUAUCUGUGAAUGGGGUACACAGCGACAAUGACACUUCUCAGGGCUCAGAGUCCGAGUCUGUGAAUGGACCUGGUAGGGACAGUGGGCUGGCAUCAUCACGUCUGGAGCCUUCUGCAACGCUACCGAGCAGAGGAGCAGCCGAGUCGGAACCAGAGGCCAUGGAGGGCAUGCUGUGUCGGAAACAAGAGAUGGAGUCCCACAACAAAAAGGCAGCCAGCAGGUCGUGGCAGAAUGUGUACUGUGUCAUUAGGAAAGGAAGUCUGGGCUUCUAUAAAGAUGGAAAAAGUGCUACUAAUGGCAUUCCAUACCACGGAGAGGUGCCCAUAAGCCUCGGAGACGCUGUGUGUGAGGUAGCACACGAUUACAAGAAGAGGAAACACGUGUUCAAGCUCAGGCUGGGAGACGGAAAGGAGUACCUGUUUCAAGCAAAGGAUGAGGCUGAGAUGAGCUCCUGGAUCCAGUCGAUCCUCACUUCCAUUCCACCGGCUGCAGCAGACUCGCCCUGCGGCCCUAAGGUUCUGAGCCGGGCCAUGACAAUGCCUCCCAUAUCCCCAAGUUCAGGCGAAGCUGGAGGCGUGACCAUGCGCAACAAGGAAGGCAAAGAGAAGGAUCGAGAAAAGAGGUUUAGCUUCUUUGGCAAAAAGAAGUAGAACAUUUGUAUAAUCCCUGGAUGCUACAGUGUCAAAAUUUCAACAAACUGAAUAGUCAGAAAAAAGGUUCUGAGGUUUCUCUCGCUCAGUGCUCUCAGCGCAGAUCCAGACAGAUGCCGACAGCUGCUGUAUGUGGCUCACAGAACAUUUUCUUUCAAUUUGAUUCUUCCCUUUUACAGGAUUUAUGUGUCAUCUUUAUGUUAGCACAUAAUUUCCAUUACAUUUAGCUGUGCCGUUCAGUGAUGACCUCCUCUUUUAUUUACCUUUCAAGAUGAAUCUAAAUGACCGUUCAAUUGCUGCAUGAGCGAUUAUUGAUGAUAGGUCGGAGGCUCUCCAUUGUGCGGCACAUCGUAGUUUUACAUGCUAUCAUUUAGGGAAAGAUCAACAGUCUAUUUUGAUAUUGAUGUUGUUUACCUGACCAAUAAUAUUGCUGUUAUUAUUUUUAUUUAUCUUUUGGUUUGAAAAAUAAACUAAUGACUUUGA
Molecule: messenger RNA, 8135 nt
Organism: Boleophthalmus pectinirostris (great blue-spotted mudskipper)
Lineage: Eukaryota; Metazoa; Chordata; Actinopteri; Gobiiformes; Gobiidae
Gene: sptbn2
Product: spectrin beta chain, non-erythrocytic 1
Exons: 38
Coding region: 648-7652 (2334 amino acids)
Biological process (GO): actin cytoskeleton organization
Cellular component (GO): spectrin; plasma membrane; cell junction
Molecular function (GO): phospholipid binding; actin filament binding; structural constituent of cytoskeleton
Source: RefSeq, a predicted model, not a curated record